Messenger RNA from Spodoptera exigua (beet armyworm), 1439 nucleotides. NCBI's taxonomy places the organism in Eukaryota, Metazoa, Arthropoda, Insecta, Lepidoptera, Noctuidae. The record is from the annotation of a GenBank genome assembly.
ACAACCGACUUUCCCGCCGUUCCAAAUUUGAAUAGUCCGUUUCGGAAUUCGAAAUUUGUGCGAUCUUUUUUUUCUAGUGUCAAAAGUUUUUUUUUUUCUGUAAGAAGCUUGGUGUAGUCUUUUUUUAUUUUGAAAGGUUUUACUCGAUUUCGUUUUAUUGUGAAUAGUGGUAGGACUUUUAGUGUUUUCUCUGUUAAUUUGUUUUUGUGUUAAGUUUGUGAGCUUUAUUGUGUUACUGUGUUGAAUGUUAAUGUGAUCGUCUUCGAGGGCCUAAGGAGAUAAAAAGGUACCGUGGAUGAAAAGUGAGUGUUUUAUAAAGUGAUGAGUAAAAAUUGAGUGAGUGAGUGAUGGAGGCGACGCCGCUGCCUCUGGAGGUAGACGAGGAAGGUCGGCCGCAGCAGGGAUCCUCGACUGGCAGUGGAUCUUCAUCUGGAACUGGAUAUUAUGCUCAUAAAAACGGUGAAUGGCGAGGAGAGCGAAGGAUGCUGGACAUCACCAGAGAUAAACCUAUCAAGGUUUGCGUACGAGUCGUCGUGCCCGUCCGAGACCAUCCUAAGUUCAACUUUGUUGGCAAACUGCUGGGCCCUAAGGGAAACUCGCUGAAGAGGUUACAAGAAGACACAAUGUGCAAGAUGGCGGUCUUGGGACGAGGAUCCAUGAAGGACAGGCAGAAGGAGGAAGAGCUCCGCGUGUCAGGAGAUCCCAAGUUCGCUCACUUAUCAGACGAGCUUCACGUUGAGAUUAGCGCUUUCGCUACACCAGCUGAAGCGCACGCCAGGAUCGCGUACGCACUGGCCGAACUUAGAAGAUUCUUAGUACCGGACUACAACGACGACAUCAGACAGGAACAGAUGCUGGAGAUGCAGAUCCUGUCCUCGCAGACUGAGCAGCGUCGGCUCACUCCUCCUGAAUCCUCCCGGAGUGGCAGCGAGGAGGCUCUUCCUCUUAGGGAUACUACGCAUAAACAGAGACUCUCUGGAGUGCCUCCAUCUCCAGCGCCUGCGUCUCUGCCAGGUGGCAUUGCCAUCAACCACGGCACCAACACUCGGGACUUCUCACCCCCAGCACCGACGCCAGCGCCCGAUCAUCUGUCUGCAGCACACCAUCAGCUAGCAGCUGGUCACACGGGACACAGCGUGCUGGUCGGAGGGGGGGUGCUGCAACAACCUCCCACCCACCACCUUCUUACACAAAACUCUAUACUCGGUGCGGCUGGGCCGGGGGCUGCGAGUACGGCGCGCAAGCGACCUCUGCUGGGAGGCACUCGGGCCGCUAUGUCGCCGACUAAACGAGCGGUGAUGACCCUACUGGCGCGCGCUAGGGCUGCGACACACAAACACGCGCCCACGUGGCCGGCGCCCCACGAGCACACAGCCCUUCUACCACUUAUAAGGGACGAGUUCGUGACGGGUGUGGGUGUCAAUAUCAACCUAGCAUAA